Messenger RNA from Centropristis striata (black sea bass), 5273 nucleotides. It is a transcript of the gene epb41l4b, whose product is annotated as erythrocyte membrane protein band 4.1 like 4B. Bases 891 to 3227 code for a protein of 778 amino acids. Gene Ontology annotation, cellular component: cytoskeleton. The transcript is spliced from 23 exons. Gene Ontology annotation, molecular function: cytoskeletal protein binding. Lineage: Eukaryota; Metazoa; Chordata; Actinopteri; Perciformes; Serranidae. The record is from RefSeq and is a predicted model, not a curated record.
GGUGUUUUGUCCUGACUUGGACUCAUGACCUCAGCUACAGUCCCAGGUAUGGCCCUGUUAAAAUUAAGUGACAUAAACCAGCAUCAUUAUGUUGGGGACCUCCUGGAAACCCUUUAACGACCCAUGAGGCCCCUCGGACCGCACCUUGGGAACCACUAAUGUUACCUAGGCCUACUCCCUCGCCGGGGGGACCGGUGGCAGACAGGUGGCGCUGGUUCACCGGCUCUGAUGGGCCGGCCAGCCGGGAGCAGCAGAAGUUUGUUCUGCGCUGUUUACACGCAGGCGCAGAUCACACUGUUUGUCCAGUUUCGUUGGUUGACUUUUACCUGUGAGGUAGUUUCGGUUCGCCGGUGGGAAUAAACCACAACAACUACCGGGGUCCGGUCCAGAGGUGCUAAGACUUUCCUCCCCCCCCCUCCCCGGCCCCGUGUGACUCCCUCUGCGGAGCAUCGGACGGGAUUUCUCCGGGAUUUUAGAGUCUGUGCGCAACAGCGAGCAGAGCAGAGCAGGAGGCAGGUGCACGGGAGAGGACAGGACGGGGAGGAGGAGGAGGGCUGCUGGUGUUUCCGUGAGGGAGUCCUGUCGGUCAUACCGGGCCGAAUGAUUGGAAAUCAACUGGUUGGCGCCUCGGUGGUCGAUCUGUGUUAGUUUCAUUAGUAUGCGGCUGGAGUCCCUCCGCUGCCGCCGACAUCCAGCCUGAGGAGUGAUCGGCAGCCCUGAAGUCUCCUCCGUGCCUGCUAAGUGACUCCUCGCCCCGGGGAGGACGAGGAGGAGGAGGAGGAGGCGGCGGCAGCAGCAGCAGCAGAAGCGGGACUCCGGCUUCACCGGCUGUUGUGCGGAGCAGUUUUCACAAACACAGCACGGACCUGCUCACCUCGUGGAUCAGGAAGAUGAUGGGCUUUCUGCGCCGGACGUUCAGCCGCCGCUCCCGGAGCCGCUUCCAGACGAGAGAGAGGGACGAGCGGGACGGUAAGGGAGGAGGAGGAGGAGGGCUGACCGGGAACCCCCUGCUCCUGGCUCAUCAGCAGCAGGUCGUACACGCGCCCGCCGUGGUCAGCGGCGGAGCGUCGGUCCACAUCCCCGCGGCCGGGACCGCCAGGACCACCAUCACCUGCCGCGUGCUGCUGCUGGACGGCUCCGACGUCAACGUGGAUUUACCUAGUAAAUCUAAAGGCCAGGACCUUUUUGACCAGAUCAUGUAUCAUAUAGACCUGGUGGAGACGGACUACUUUGGAUUACAGUACAUGGACGCAGAACAAGUCUCACACUGGCUGGAUAUGUCCAAGUUUAUAAAGAAACAGAUCAGAGACGGACCUCCAUACAGACUCUUUUUUAGAGUAAAAUUUUACUCUUCGGAGCCAAAUAACCUGCGCGAGGAAUUUACAAGGUAUCUGUUCGUGUUGCAGCUUCGACAAGAUAUUCUGUCUGGCAAAUUGAAAUGUCCAUACGAUGUCUCCGUAGAGCUGGCGGCGUAUUGUUUACAGAGUGAGCUGGGAGACUGCGACCCUCUGGAGCACUCUCCUGAGCUGGUGUCUGAGUUUCGUUUCACUCCCAAACAGAGCGAGCCCAUGGAGGCGGACAUCUUCAGCAGGUGGUUGGACCUCAGAGGGCAGAGUCCGUCUCAAGCUGAGAUUUCUUUUCUCAACAAAUGCAAGUGGCUGGAGCUUUACGGAGUAGAUAUGCACUUUGUCAAGGGCAGAGAUGGAGGGGAAUAUGCUCUCGGUCUCACUCCAACUGGCAUUUUAGUAUUUGAAGGCUCCAACAAAAUCGGCCUCUUCUUUUGGCCCAAAAUCACUCGGCUGGACUUUAAGAAGAGUCGACUCACGUUGGUGGUGGUGGAGGACGACGAUCAGGGCCGGGAGCAGGAGCACACGUUUAUGUUCCAGCUGGCCAGCUCCAAGAGCUGUAAACACCUGUGGAAGUGCGCCGUGGAGAGCCACGCUUUCUUCCGGCUACGCCAGCCGACCACGGGCAAGGCCGGCCGCAGCGACUUCACACGACUCGGCUCUCGCUUCAGAUUCAGUGGUAAAACAGAGUAUCAGGCCACUCACGGAGGCAGACUGAGGAGAGCCAGCACGUUUGAAAGAAGACCGAGCAAAAGAUAUCCAUCUCGCACACACUCACUGGGCAAAGUUUCCAUUUCCCCAGCCAAGCCUCCACAUAUCAGCUCUCACGCCAGCCCUGAUCCCAGCCUUCAUCCACGUCUCUUCAAUCCGUCUCCUCCCCUCCAGUACCAGCACAACAUCCCUAUUGGCCAUGAGCCGUGGCACCCGGCCCUCACACCUCCUGUUUACCUGCAGCCCUCCGGACACACACCAUCACACAGUUUCCCUCUCAGUGGUCCUGCUUCAGACCAUCAGUUCAGCGUUGAAGAGAAUGAGACUUCGUAUUCUGGCAAGAUCCACCACCAUCACCGCCGCCACACACACAGCCAGGACACGCUCUGUCACACACACACCAAGAACAAGCGUCGAGCUCCUCACUGCCCUACAGAUGAGCUGGACAUCUCCCAGUCUCUGCUCAAAGCUCUGGAGUCAGACAGUGAUUCUCCCCCCUGGCCGUCGCUGCACGUCAACAUGGACAAUAAGGGAGAAGAGAAGCAGCUGUCUGAGAAGUCUCUGCACCCGCCUGCCUCCCCAGCGAUGCUCCCCGAUCAUCUCAAGUGUAACAUCCUCAAGGCCCAGAUGGAGGCGGCCUUCAGGAAGGAAGCCCCCACAACACCCAGAGGGAAGAACUUAAAUGAGACCCUGAAUGACAGGUAUCAGAGCUCGUCCCAAGACUCAGCAGCAUCCAGUCUGGCUGCAGACAAGACGCCGCAUCGGCAAGACCGCAACCCAACAAUGGAGACUCUGCAGCCCAAAGGCAACACAAGCACCAACCGCAGAAAACGACUGGUCCGACAGUUCAGCUUUAACCAUGAAGACGAAGAUAAUCUCCCAGAAGCACUUGCAGCCAUCUCCCAGAGCACAGGAAAGACAGGCUCGACCAGCUCACUGGACAAACAGAUACAGCCGUCCAUAUAUCCACAGGUGGAUAGUAUGCCAGCACUGGAGCUGAGUACUCCAUGCUGUCCCUCUCCUUCGCCUUCUCCCCAUCUCUCCCCCUCCUACUACCAUAGCUCCAUUCCUCGCCUGGCCCCUUACCUCGCUGCCCAUAACGACAGCGGAGAGGAAAUGAGGUUGGACAGAGAGAAGAUACUACGAGCCCUCCUGAUGACCGAGCUCUGAGACCUUGACCUUUGACCCCUGUGACAUCAUCGCCAGGCGCAGCAGCCCUCCCGCUCAGCGAGGAAAGCCAGAACAGAGGACCCAGAGCCGUUGGCUGCAAUCAACAUUUGUAUAUUUGCAUAAAACAUUCAGCAGUUCUAAAUAUAUAUUUGCAUAAAGGCGAUUGUUAUACUUGUUCGAUUGUUAUUUUAGGAGGAUGGUUCUUUAUAUUGAAACUGUAAAAACUUUAAGUGAGACAGAACAAAAUGGACUCACUCAGACAAGCUACAGAUGUGACUGGUGCUGCCUGCAUGAUAAAUAUGUUACAUAAUGAAAUAUUUAUCUGAUUUGCUUUUGGGGUUAUGUUUAAGUUUUUUGACAUCAUCAUUUUUCCAUGUUGUCGCCUAAACUGUAAUUCAGGCAGCGACUGUUGAAGCAUUGAUGAAUUCACUUUAAAAAAAACAGAGGCUGAAGUCAAAGUUAAUUCACUUUUAAAUCAAUUUUUAAAAAUGUAAAUAGAUAUUGUAAUAUGCUUUCUUUUGUCACAUAUCAUUCAUGAGAUGACAAAACAUUUGCAGCAUUUGAGUUUUAAGUAAUUUCCAGAACAGAGUGGAAUUAAACUGAAUCCUGACUCUGCAGGAGAAGUUGAGACCAAGGUUAUUAUAGUUAACGAAAACUAGAAUUGAAAAAACAUUUUCGUUAACUGAAUUAAAAAUAAAAACUAGAGUUUUUAAAAAAACGAUAACUAACUGAAACUGUAUUGCGUGGUUACAAAACUAACUAAAACUAACUAAAAUUAUAGUGAAAAUGUCCUUAGUUUUCGUUUUUGUCAACUUUUUUUCAUUCAUAAUUCAGUGUUUCUAUUUGAACAUGCAACACAUGGUGAAUAUGUUUACUGAGACUGGGAUGUCUACACUCCAACCAAAAUUCAAAACUGUAAGAGUUAAUAACCUUAUUGGGGCUGAGAUGAUAAACCAAAGGAAAUAAAGGCAAAAUUUAUUAUGACCACUUUGAAUGUCGCACCCAACAUAUAGCCCAUUACAAAAAAAACUAAAACUAACACUAAAACUGAUAAAAACUAAACUAAAACUAAGCAUUUUCAAAAAAUAAAAACUAAACUAAAACUAGAAAACUCACUCUAAAAACUAACUGAAUUUGAAAACAAAAAUUCACCACGAAAUUAAAACUAAAACUAAUGAAAAAUCCAAAACUAUUAUAACCUUGGUUGAGACAGGACGGUGCAGCUGCAGUCUCAGUCGUCCCACUAGAAGGAGACAAACCUGCAGCCACAGCUGAGCACACUGUUCCUGUAUCACAGGAUUACUUUCUACACACAGUUUCAUCACAGGUCAAAUGCACAACACACCUCAGAGUACUUGGAGAUAUCGUUGAAGCAUAAUCCUGCUGCUCAACAACUUUAUUUCAGCCCUUGUUUUUUUUUUUGUCACAUCCACAUCUGAGGCGGCUGGUGAUCUGCUGUAUGUAUUGACUGUGUUGUUCCUGCCCACGGUUGGAUCUUAAUAAAGGCCACACCAUCAGUUUGACAACUCUGUAGCUGCAUCUUUGGUCUGAGCGCUGACACGGGAAUGUGGAUCAGCCUCGCCCUGCGUGCCUGUACGGCCUGCAGACCCACCCUGUCAGGGAAUGUCGUUAUAAAGGAUAUUACUGACUUAUCUGUUCACCUUUCAGGUACAGUACAGUGAGUCAGCCUGUAAUUGCACCUCUUCUGUUCGGUUGAACUUAACGUGAGAUAAUUCAUCUCUUAAGCAAGGUGGAGCACAGAUUCUCCGGUAUGAGUGCAGGAAUGUGUGGCAAUUGUUUGGAUCUGACAGAAUUAAUGCAAAUUUUGACAGAUAAUUAUGUGGGCGAGCCAACAAACAGGAUAACCAAUCACAUCCUGCUUUGUGAAAGGAGGGGCCGUGUGGAAAUGAUUGGGGCUGGGAGGAGGGCAGAACUUAAUGUUUAACCCUCCCCCCCAAGUAUUACCAAUCGCAAAGAAGGUUGUUUUCAGUUUGGUUUGUUUGUCAGUUUGUCAGCAUGAUUACAGAAAAACUACUGGCCUGAUUU